Molecule: messenger RNA, 959 nt
Organism: Pediculus humanus corporis (human body louse)
Lineage: Eukaryota; Metazoa; Arthropoda; Insecta; Psocodea; Pediculidae
Exons: 2
Coding region: 1-882 (293 amino acids)
Biological process (GO): L-glutamine metabolic process; oxaloacetate metabolic process
Cellular component (GO): mitochondrion
Molecular function (GO): omega-amidase activity
Source: RefSeq, a predicted model, not a curated record
AUGGCACUACGACGUUUUACUUUAAGUGUUAUUCAGUUUAGUGUUUCUGAAGAUAAAUGCGACAAUAUUCGACGAGCCGUCGCUUUUAUCAGAACGGCAGUUGCAGCCGGUUCAAAAUUAGUAGCUCUUCCUGAAUGUUUUAAUUCACCAUAUGGUACCCAAUAUUUUAAAUAUUACGCCGAAGAAAUUCCCAAUGGAAUGACAAGUACUGCUUUAUCUGAAGUUGCAAAAGAUUGUGGUGUUUAUGUUGUUGGUGGCUCUAUUCCUGAAUGUGAUGGAAAAAAUUGGUAUAACACAUGUACUGUUUGGAAUCCUUUUGGUGAAUUAAUUGCUACACACAGAAAACUUCACAUGUUUGACAUUGACAUUCCUGGUGGUGUUCAAUUUAAAGAAUCAGAUAUUCUUACACCAGGAAAGGAAUUAACCACUUUUCAGACAGAAUUUUGCAAGAUUGGAUUAGGAAUAUGCUAUGAUUUGAGAUUCGAGGAAAUCGCAAGACUUUAUAGAAAACAAGGAUGUGAUAUGAUACUUUACCCUGGAGCUUUCAAUAUGUACACAGGUCCUUUGCACUGGGAAAUCCUUCUUAGAACUAGAGCUGUCGAUAAUCAAGUUUUUGUUGCUGGUAUUUCUCCUGCAACAGAUAAAUCAGCUAAGUAUGUGGCCUAUGGUCAUUCCAUGGUAGUUAGUCCCUGGGGUAAAAUUUUAACCCAGGCUGAACAUGAAGAUGCUAUAUUGUAUGCCCAGAUAAAUCUAGAUGAAAUUAAAGAUGCUAGAAGUCAAAUUCCGACUGGUGACCAAAGAAGACAUGACUUGUAUGAGACAAUUUACAAAGCCUGUGGACACUGCUCAAAUAUUCCAUGCAAUCCAACAUCUAAACAUUAAAUAUAGUAAAACUUUUAGGUAGACUAUUAGUAUUUUGUUUUUUCAUUUUUAUUAAAUAAAUUUUUUUACAAAGCUGU